This is a messenger RNA of Drosophila subpulchrella, 2011 nucleotides long. RefSeq names its product protein adenylyltransferase Fic (gene Fic). Gene Ontology annotation, molecular function: protein binding. NCBI's taxonomy places the organism in Eukaryota, Metazoa, Arthropoda, Insecta, Diptera, Drosophilidae. Bases 434 to 1903 code for a protein of 489 amino acids. The transcript has 3 exons. The record is from RefSeq and is a predicted model, not a curated record.
ACCAUUAAAAACAACGCAAAGUUAUAUUUCUAGUUUACAUCUACCUCUAUAAACCAUCAAUCGCAUUUGUUGGCCGUUGGCCAACAAUAUUACCUGUCAAGCUAAAUUCACUGAAUUCUUUAACUCAAAUUUGUGGAUUUAAAAAAUUGUGCCCGCAAAGGGCAGCGUGUCAGCAUAGGCACCUAUCCCGAAUUUUCGUUUUGACGAAAAAGCGACUUAGAAUCGUCAAAGUGGUCUGACUCGACCACGCUGUGAAGUCAUCACAGUGUAUAGUGCAUACGCUUUCAAACCACCAGUAACUGGUUGUUGGCAGUGUUGUUGCAAGCAAAAGUCAAAUCAUCUAUACUACAUAUAUCUUCUAAAGACUUGUAACAUUGUAAAUGUGCAGUGCUUAAAAUUUGUUUAAGACCUACGGUUUAAUAGAGCAUUGGUCAUGAGCAAGGACGUGGGGCAAUCGAGUCCAGCUUCCGCUCAGCAACCGGAAGAUCUAAAAUCGCAGCUAAAACAGAAGCAAGCCAUCCUCUACCGAUUGGUACUCUUCUGCAUUGCCUGCAGUCUUGCGGCCUGGUCGUUUUAUGCUCUAACUUUCUCGAAUCUGAACUGGAAAAUGCGACAGCUUCGCCACCAGCCCACCGCUUACUACCAUCAGACGUGGGACGAGUUAGCAUUUUACUCUGUAAACGAGCUAAACGCUAAACGCAGGGAGUUUUACGACAAAAGCACUAGGGAAGGGACCAGUUACACAGAGGAGGAACAGACAAAUAUCAAAGAGGCUAUGGGGGCUCUUCAAAUGGCACAGGAAAUGUACAGGGAGGGAAAGGAUAAUAAAGCUGUGCGUCUUUUUGAACAUGCUCUUGCGCUAUCUCCCCGAUUCCCUGAAGUUCUGCUUCGUUACGGCGAAUUCCUAGAGCACACACAGCGCAACAUUGUUCUGGCGGAUCAGUAUUACCAUCAGGCCUUGAUAAUCAACCCAAGCAACUCGGAGGCGCUAACUAAUUGUCAGCGCACUGCUGACGUGGUGCAUAAUCUUGAUAAGCGCCGUUUAAAGUCUCUAGAUUUCAAAAGUAAUGCCCUAUCUACUAUACAUGAGUCCAACGCCGCCCUUCGGCGGGCGAAAAAGGAAGCCUAUUUUCAGCACAUCUACCACUCAGUAGGCAUCGAGGGUAACACUUUGACACUGGCCCAGACGCGGUCUAUCUUAAAGACUCGAAUUGCUGUAGACGGCAAAUCUAUCGAUGAGCACAACGAGAUCUUAGGAAUGGAUCUGGCUAUGAAGUACAUUAAUGCUAUCCUUGUGCAAAAAUUAGAAAUCACUAUAAAAGACAUUCUUGAGCUGCACCGUCGAGUUUUAGGGCAUGUGGACCCAAUUGAAGGUGGCGAGUUACGGCGUAAUCAAGUGUAUGUGGGGGGUCAUAUACCGCCUGGCCCGGGGGAUAUAUCGCUGUUAAUGCAGCGCUUCCUGCGUUGGGUAAAUUCGGAACACAGUAGUUCAUUACAUCCUGUUAACUAUGCAGCCCUCGCACACUACAAGCUGGUCCACAUUCAUCCCUUCAUCGAUGGGAAUGGGCGUACUUCACGCUUGCUAAUGAAUACCCUAUUAAUGCGAGCAGGCUACCCACCUGUUAUCAUACCAAAGCAGCAGCGGAGCAAAUAUUACCAUUUCCUUAAAUUUGCCAACAAGGGCGACAUUCGACCCUUUAUGCGGUUUAUCGCAGAUUGCACGGAAAAGACGCUAGACAUGUAUUUAUGGGCUAUCAGUGACCUUCCUCAACAGAUUCCUAUGCUCAUUCAGACGGAAAGUGAAGACGGAGAACGCCUGGCUCAAAUUCAGUCUCUUCCUAACAAGGCUCAAAGGACAUCCAAAUUAGAAUUCUACGAAUCCGGGUCUGGAUCCCUACCAUGACCUAUCUAUAUUACUGAAUAUUAUCAUUUUUUUUUAUUUAUUCGUUUGUGGCUUUGUUCUGUUAAAUUGUGAAAAUUGAGAAAAUAAUGAUGAAACCCUGUGAUCAUA